Molecule: messenger RNA, 978 nt
Organism: Chanos chanos (milkfish)
Lineage: Eukaryota; Metazoa; Chordata; Actinopteri; Gonorynchiformes; Chanidae
Gene: nkx2.3
Product: NK2 homeobox 3
Exons: 2
Coding region: 1-978 (325 amino acids)
Biological process (GO): cell differentiation; regulation of transcription by RNA polymerase II
Cellular component (GO): nucleus
Molecular function (GO): DNA-binding transcription factor activity, RNA polymerase II-specific; RNA polymerase II cis-regulatory region sequence-specific DNA binding
Source: RefSeq, a predicted model, not a curated record
AUGAUGCUCCCUAGCCCGUUAACCUCAACGCCAUUUUCUGUUAAGGAUAUACUUAAAUUGGAGCAGCAGUCUGAUCAUCUCCUCCGCCACCAGUCUUUGCAUCUAGCACACCCUCACGCACCCUUACACCCAGAGCUGCCGCAACACUCUCGGUCGCCUCCAUCCUGUUUGCUCGGCGGUGGAGACAGAGGCGGCUUUUCGGACGGCGAAGAGAAGAUGUCUUUUCUGAAUACACUAUCCGCACAAGAUAACCUAAUGGACCCAAGUCUAUCCCCACAAAUGUAUGUUCAUUCCGCACUGGGUCAAUCCGCCGAACCCAAAUUUGAAGACGAACUUGAGGACCAAGAAACCAAGAGCUGUGGCACUUCGAUCAGAUCUCCAGAAUGCGAAGGCGAAAUUCAACUGGAUACGGAGCGAGCGCAGCGGCAGAGGACCAGGCGGAAACCCAGGGUUCUCUUCUCCCAAGCGCAGGUCUUCGAGUUGGAGAGGCGCUUCAAGCAACAACGAUACUUAUCUGCGCCAGAGAGAGAACACUUGGCCAGCACACUGAAACUUACGUCGACGCAGGUGAAAAUAUGGUUUCAAAAUCGAAGAUACAAAUGUAAACGGCAGAGGCAAGAUAAAUCUCUUGAGAUGGCUGGACAUCAUCAUCCACCGCCUCCAAGGCGAGUGGCAGUGCCGGUUUUAGUUCGGGACGGCAAACCUUGUUUAUCGGGAUCACAGACGUACAAUGCAACAUAUACUGUAGGAGCAAAUCCGUAUACUUACAAUGGUUAUCCGUCAUACAACAACGCGGCAUACACAAACGGCUACAGCUGCACAUACUCCAGCAUACCAGCUCUUCCGACGAAUACAACGGCCAACGCGUUAAUGUCCAUGAGCCUCAGUAACAUCGGAACGGCCUCUCAGCCUCAAGCUCCUCAAGGAACAACGAUUUCACCCUGUCAAGGAGCUCUGCAGGGCAUUCGCGCUUGGUAG